This is a messenger RNA of Micromonas commoda, 1318 nucleotides long. RefSeq names its product lipoic acid synthase. Bases 59 to 1264 code for a protein of 401 amino acids. Lineage: Eukaryota; Viridiplantae; Chlorophyta; Mamiellophyceae; Mamiellales; Mamiellaceae. The transcript has a single exon. Gene Ontology annotation, molecular function: lipoate synthase activity; 4 iron, 4 sulfur cluster binding. The record is from RefSeq and is a predicted model, not a curated record. Gene Ontology annotation, biological process: lipoate biosynthetic process. Gene Ontology annotation, cellular component: mitochondrion.
ACGGUGGGCCCUUCGAACCCGAUCCAACCCGCUUCGUGCUCGACCACACGCGCGCACGAUGUCCGCGCUCAUCAUCGCCGCCGCGCGUCGCUCGUCCGGGGCGUUCUCGCGCGCGCUCGCCGCGUCGCCACGGGCGGUGACCCACGGCGCCUCGGCAACCCCGAGGGAGCCGGCGUGGACCCGUCGCUCGUCCUCCUCCGCGACGUCGUCGUCCGCGGCGCAGUCGGAGGCGAUGGCGGCGUUUAGGGAGAGGCUCGCCGAAGGUCCCGACUUCGGGGACUUCGUCCGGGGAGAUGAGCUUCCGGGCACCGCGUACUCGCUCGCCGCGCCCAAAAACCUGCGCGACAAGUCCGUGCGCAAGCCCCCGUGGAUGAAGCGGACGAUCCCGGGCGGCGACAGGUACACCGAGAUCAAGGCCAAGCUGCGGGAGCUCAAGCUGAGCACGGUGUGCGAGGAGGCGAGGUGCCCCAACCUGGGCGAGUGCUGGGGCGGCGGCGACGGCCACACCGCCACAGCCACCAUCAUGAUCAUGGGCGACACGUGCACCCGCGCGUGUCGCUUCUGCGCGGUGAAAACCUCCAAGACGCCGCCGCCGCUCGACCCGGAGGAACCAGCGAACGUCGCCAAGGCCAUCGCCGCGUGGGGUUUGGACUACGUCGUGCUCACCAGCGUGGACAGGGACGAGCUGCCCGAUCAGGGCGCCGGUCACGUCGCCGAGACCAUCCGCCGCCUGAAGUCAUCCGCGCCGAAUCUUUUGGUCGAGGCGCUCACGCCGGAUUUCAGGGGCGAGGCGGAGCUGGUGAGGGAGGUGGCGGCGUCGGGCCUGGACGUGUUCGCGCACAACGUGGAGACGGUGCCGGAGCUGCAGGCGGAGGUCAGGGACCGACGCGCGAAUUGGGAUCAGAGCGUCGGGGUGCUGCGGGACGCGAAGCGGUUUGUGCCGAGUUUGAUCACGAAGACCUCGCUCAUGUUGGGCCUGGGCGAGACCAGGCCGCAGGUUGUGAACGCGCUCAAGCUGCUGCGCGAGGCUGGGGUGGACGUGGUGACGUUCGGGCAGUACAUGCGACCGACGAAGAGGCACCUCGCGGUGAAGGAGUACCUCACCCCCGAGGCUUUCGAGGCGUAUAAAAAAAUUGCGGAGGAUAUGGGCUUUUUGUACGUGGCGUCGGGGCCCAUGGUCAGGUCCAGCUACCGCGCGGGCGAGUACUUCCUGGAGAACGUGCUCAAGCAGAGGAAGGCGGAGGCGGCCAAGGCGACGGCGUGAUGGACGGCUGGGGGUGUGAUGACAUUCAUUGAAAUUGCAAUCCAAUUUGCAAAC